UUGAAUAAGCAGAAAGAGAAAAUACUAGUUGUCGAUGAUGAAACAAGUAUUAGAAGAAUAUUAGAAACUAGAUUAUCAAUGAUAGGAUAUGAAGUUAUCAGUGCGUCCGAUGGAGAAGAAGCUUUAAAUAUUUUUAGAACUGAAUACCCUAAUCUAAUAGUUUUAGAUGUAAUGAUGCCUAAACUAGAUGGAUAUGGUGUUUGUCAAGAAUUAAGAAAAGAAUCUGAUGUUCCUAUUAUAAUGUUAACUGCAUUAGGUGAUGUAUCUGACAGAAUUACAGGCCUAGAAUUAGGAGCUGAUGAUUACAUUGUAAAGCCUUUUUCACCAAAAGAACUUGAAGCAAGAAUUAGAGCUGUUUUAAGACGUGUAGAAAAACUUACCGUAUCUGCACAUAUACCUAGUUCAGGAAUUAUACAUAUUGGAUUUUUAAAAGUUGAUACAAAUAAAAAACAAGUAUACAAAAAUAAUGAAAGAGUCAGAUUAACUGGCAUGGAAUUUAGCUUGCUAGAACUAUUAGUCAGUAGAGCAGGUGAUCCUUUUUCAAGAUCAGCUAUUUUAAAAGAAGUAUGGGGAUAUACACCUGAGCGACAUGUUGAUACUAGAGUAGUAGAUGUACAUAUUUCUAGAUUGAGAGCAAAGCUAGAAGAUGACCCCAGUAAUCCAGACCUUAUUUUAACAGCAAGAGGUACAGGCUAUUUAUUUCAAAAAAUUGCUGAACAAAUAAAUUAA
Molecule: messenger RNA, 729 nt
Organism: Chondrus crispus (carragheen)
Lineage: Eukaryota; Rhodophyta; Florideophyceae; Gigartinales; Gigartinaceae
Source: the annotation of a RefSeq genome assembly